AUGCAUCUGAAAUCUACCGCCACAGCCUUGUGCCUCGGUGCUUUGGCCGAUGUCACUCUUGCGACCACUGACACCUGUUGCACAGCUCUGGAAGCCACUGCUCUCAAGAGCCAGGUCGUCUACCCCGAUGCCGCUGCUUACAAGACUUCGAUCAGCUCUUACUGGGCCACCAACGUCCAGCUCGAGCCUGUUUGCAUUGUGCAGCCCCGUUCAACCUCCGAGGUUGCCCUUGCUGUGACCACACUUACCGGUGCUAACUCUGGUGCUUGCAAGUUUGCUGUCCGCGGCGGUGGUCACACCGUCUGGGCCGGUGCGAACAACAUCAUCGAUGGCGUGACUAUCGAUCUGUCCUUGAUGAACUCCACCACCUACAACGAGGCUGAGGGCACUGCUUCCAUCCUUCCCGGUGCCCGUUGGGGAGGUGUUUAUGAGACUCUCGCUGAGUACGGUGUCACCGUGCCUGGUGGCCGUUCCGGCGUUGUCGGUGUCUCCGGAUUCUUGCUCGGCGGUGGAAACACUUUCCACACUUCCCGUGUCGGAUUCGGUUGCGACAACGUCCAGAACUAUGAGGUCGUUCUGGCUGAUGGAAGCAUCGUGAAUGCCAACUCUGCCACCAACCCCGAUCUUUUCAAGGCCCUCAAGGGAGGAUCUGGCAACUUCGGAAUUGUCACCAAGUAUGAUCUGAAGAUCAUCGACAGUGACAAGAUGUGGGGUGGAAUUGUCACCUACGACAACUCCACCACUACGGAGCACAUUGAGGCUGGUCACCACUUCAUCAGCAACCUGCGCAACGAUCCCUAUGCUUCUUGGAUUGGCAUGUGGGAGUACCUCUCUGCUUCCGACCAGAACAUGGUCGCCAAUGCUUUGGAGUACACCAAGCCCGUUGCCUUCCCUGCUGCCUUUGACAACUUCACCAAGAUUGCCAACACCAGCAGCUCCAUGCGUACCACCAACAUCUUCGAUCUGACCACUGAGUUGGGUCAGGCAGCCGGAUACCGCGAUGUUUUCGUCACCGGUUCAUUUGUUAACAAUGUCGAUGUUAUCGCACGCGCCGUCGAUAUCCACAACCGCAUGAUCGAGGAGGCUAAGGCCAACGCCGUGGGUGAUGACUACACCAUGUUCACCAUGGUCCAGCCUUGGCCCAAGCUCUACACCGAGCACAGCGUUGCCAACGGUGGUAACAUGCUCGGUCUUGACCGCUUCGAUGAUGACCUGUUCCAGGUUCUGUACGAUUACUCCUGGAAGAACACCGCCGACGAUGCUCUGUUCCACCGUCUGGCCACCGGCGCCCUCGAGGAGUUGAACACCUACGCCAAGAUCCCCCUGACUGGUUACGGCGCUGAGAACGUGGAGUACAUCCGCACUGUUGCCGCCAAGUACGACGCCACUGGUGUUUUCCAAACCCAGGUGCCCGGUGGAUUCAAGAUCAGCGCUGUCUAA
Molecule: messenger RNA, 1440 nt
Organism: Penicillium paradoxum
Lineage: Eukaryota; Fungi; Ascomycota; Eurotiomycetes; Eurotiales; Aspergillaceae
Product: FAD-binding oxidoreductase
Exons: 6
Coding region: 1-1440 (479 amino acids)
Molecular function (GO): FAD binding
Source: RefSeq, a predicted model, not a curated record